AUGCCUUCCUCCACCUCCGAGACCUCUCAAGUGUGGUCCCGCUUUCCACAAUUCUUCAACGUCCUUGGUAACAAUAAUGCGCCAGGUUCUCCAAGGUUUAUUCUUCGCCAGGAAACCGAAGAGUUAAUCUUCAGAACAGGCGAAAAGAUACCACCCCAGUCACCAAAAGAGCAAUCUCUAGAUGGCGCCAGUGAUGAGGAAGUCCUUGCGUAUAUUCAUUCACUUAUCAAACUAAAUGAUGAAACUGGGAUGAACUCUUUCCUUAGCACGCGGAGAGCUAAACUGGCCCAGUUGACAGACAUUGACCCCGAGCAUCCAGGCUGGAAUGCUCUUCAUCUUGCAUUACUCGAGAGAUCUUAUCGAGUUUUGGACCCAUUUUUAGCCUUCGGCUUGGAUCCACGUGCUGAUAGACCAGACGGUUUCAAGCCAGUUCAUAUGUGCUGUCGGGAGAAUACCUGCGGUGCUCUUCAAGCGUUAUUGCGCUUUGGUGGAUCAACCCUCAAUACCGAUAACUUGGGUAGGACCGUGUGGCAUUUAGCCGCAGAGCUGAACUCGGUAACGGUUUUGGAGGAACUUCUUGACUUGGGCGACGUUGAUGUUGCGCUAAAAAUGACAUCUAAGCCCCAUGAGAUGGCCAUUUGUGCGGCAGCGACUCGAUUACACCUCGAGGCUGUUUGUCUUCUCCUGCCUUUUUACAAAACGGAAGAAUACUGGACAAGUAGUAAAGCCCUGUCCCUCAUUUUGUAUGAACCCAGGUUCUCUGAGGCUAUGCAAUCCUUACAUCGAUUCGGCAUCCUUUCACAAACGUCAUGCGGUAUGCGUGCUCUGGCGUAUUCAUUCCAUUGGGCUAUUCUUCAGGAUGAUGUACAGACUUGUGAGAAGCUUUACGGUCUCGGCUGCCCGCUGGAGUGUGAGCUGCCCUUUGCCAUACUUCUGACGCCGUUAGCUCUGGCCAUAAUCCAAGGUUAUUACAAGGUGAUGGGGUGGUUAAUUAGAAUGGGUGCGCCUGUUUCAACCAUCAUGGCUCAUCCUAAUAAGGACGCCUAUUGUACAGUUCUCGAUCUUUUCCUGGAGCGACCGAACCUUAACCACCUUCUUCCAACAUUAUUGGAUGCAUACCUUGCAGAGGGAGGAGCCGGCUCACACAAACAACACAGUGUUCUCGAAAUACCUCUCGCUUCACAUAACACAUACGGACUCAUGAUAAUGUUGAACAAGCUUCAGGGCAAGGCCUUAGGCCAAGGCGAAGUCACGAAGUUCUUCAGAGACAUAUCAGGCAGCCGCAUCUUCGAGAGCACCUCAACACUUGACUCGCUCAGUGCCAUCAUCAAUCAAGGGGAUACCCUUUAUCCGAACCGAACACCUCUUUUUCUAGCAGCUGCGCAAAAUAAUGUGAAAGCGGCAAAUGCUCUACUAAUUCACGGUGCCGACGUUAACAUAGCUGACGACAGAAAUUGCACACCUCUCUUUGUUGCAUCUGAGCACGGUUCAGCAGAAGUUGUAGAGCUCCUCCUCAGUCGCGGUGCCCAUGUCGACGUGAUGAAUACUUCAUCCCACGAGCUCCUCGAUGUGGCUUUCGUACAAAAGUCAUGGAAGGUUGUCGAUAUUCUUCUCGCGGCAGGUCUACCGAGCAAUCGAAUAAACUCUGAGGGAAGAAAUCUCCUCAUGCUCAUGACAUUAUGGACUUGUGUCCCAGGCACCAAACCCAACAUUGGGCUCUUCAAGCAACUUCUAGACCAUGGCGUCGAUCUAUACUUAUGCGAUAAGUUCGGUUAUUCCGCUUCCCAUUGUCUUUUUACAAGCCCUUGCCGGUGUUAUUUGUUAUUCAUGUUGAACAUGAGACUCGAUCUACAAGUGGGAAAGCUCAGCAGCUGGCCUGACCAUUUCUUCUCCAACGGAGUAGACACCUUGGUCGCGAUAACCUACAACCUCCGGUAUGUCAAACCUUCGGUCAAGAUUGAGGGCGUUCGCCAGCUGUGUGGCCUGCGAACCCCCGGUGCUCAUAGUUUGCUAUGUCGAGCAGCCUGCUGGGGUUCUGUCACGGCGAUCCAGAACUUCGUCAAGCUUGGGAUUGGUGAUCUUGAACACCAUUGUCGUGAACACGGAUCGCCCCUGAAUGCUGCCAUUCAAAGCCACAGAUUGGAGGCAGUCAAGUUUCUCACGCUUCAUGGCGCUAAGGUGCCUGACUAUCUUUGUAAACCCAAGAAUUCCUCCCUCAGUACUGCAAACCCAGAUUUUGUCAUUCGACAAUGGUUAUUUGUUGGCAGGUACAAUGAAAAAAGGCGAAUUUCAUUCAAUCUGUUGAAUGAAGAGACGGAGAUCAAGAGCUGGUCUGGAGUAUGGGUUGCUCGGGUUCCAUUGCGAUGGCAAAAGAGGAGUUCUGUUGAUAGCAUCUUGGAAUACGCCAAACGAAGACAUUGGGUUGAAAUUGAGUACAAGUCAAGCACUGUUCGAGAUACUCAACUGGUGCGAACAAAAGAGAGAUGUGGCAGCAUGUCGAGUGUUGAAUGUGAGGGCUAUUGCUGAGGAAGACGCAACGGUCACUCAGCGCCGCAAGAUUGAUAGCCAACAUCCGACCAAGCACACCCAACAGUGGAUCAUCUAUAGCUUUAACCGAGCUCGCAAAAAGGCCGAUGAGGACAAAGCAAAGAAAUUGUAACGCUGCGUUCAGUGGAUCAUAUGCUCCCUCCCGGAGGAUCCACUCGGCGUCCGGCACCGGUCAGAAAGUACGG
This is a messenger RNA of Fusarium odoratissimum NRRL 54006, 2732 nucleotides long. RefSeq lists its product as uncharacterized. The record is from RefSeq and is a predicted model, not a curated record. The transcript has 2 exons. Gene Ontology annotation, molecular function: protein binding. Lineage: Eukaryota; Fungi; Ascomycota; Sordariomycetes; Hypocreales; Nectriaceae. The coding region runs from base 1 to 2526 and encodes 841 amino acids.